AUUUUAUUUACCCUGGGAAAAUCAAUUAACCUAUGACCUACCAGACCUGUUUGCUCUGACAACAUGGCUGACAUAAAAACUUUGGAGCACUCAACAUUGAAAGUGCCAUAUGAAUUGUUGAAUAAACAGUUUCGAGCUUCUCAAAAAAUAAUUGAUAGAGAGGCAUCAAGAAUAAAUAAUUCAGCAAAUGACAUAGAAAGAAAAUUUCAAGAUUCCAGUUUGACAGUUGGAGAUGUCACAUCUGCUAUUUCAACAAUGGUGGACAAUUUAUCAAUGCUUAAACGAAAGGCAGAAGAGAGUAUCCAGGAAGAAUUGGGGGCUUCUCGUGUAAUUAAAAGAAGAUUGGAGCACCUACAAGAAAGAGAUACUCCUGGCAUAAAAGAUUUCGUCCCACCAACAUGGUGGCAAAAAAACAGACUGGACAGAAUGCUGGUUGAAUACUUUUUAAGGGCAGGUUACUACAAUUCAGCAUUGAAGUUGGCAAAGCACUCCAACAUAGAGGAUCUAACCAACAUUGAAUUGUUUAUGAUGUCUAAAGAAAUAGAAGAUGCGCUGGCAAAGAGUGAUACAAAGCCGUGUUUGAGCUGGUGUAUAGAUAACAGAUCAAAGCUUCGAAAAAUGAAGAGUACUUUAGAAUUUACUGUUAGAAAACAGGAGUUUGUUGAGCUGAUUCGAGAAGAUAAGCGUUUGGAUGCUAUUAAGCAUGCUCGCAAAUAUUUUUCAUCAGUUGAGGCAAACCAGGUUGGGGAUGUGCAGAAGCUAAUGGGAAUGUUAGCAUUUAACUGUAGUAGUCCUGAUAAUCCAUAUUCAGAUCUGCUAGACAUGGGCAACUGGCAGAAGUUGGUUUUACAGUUCAGGCAGGAAAACUUUAAACUCCAUCAGCUGAAUAGCACAUCUGUGUUCACUGCUACUCUACAGGCUGGUUUAUCUGCUCUUAAAACUCUACAUUGCUAUAAAGACGCCAACAUGAGACACCCGGAUUGCCCAGUUUGCAGUACUCACCUAAACGAGCUGGCCCAGCCUCUUCCGUUUGCCCACUGUACAAAUUCCAAACUAGUCUGUAGUAUCACAGGCACAGUGUUAAAUGAACACAACCCUCCUAUGAUGCUACCCAAUGGUAGAAUUUAUGGUCUUAAGGCAUUGGAAAACAUGGCUGCUGAUAAUGAUGGACGAGUUGUGUGCCCAAGAACCCGUGAGAUCUACCAUGUUGAAAAUCUUGAAAAAGUUUUUGUCAUGUGAAGUUUUUGCCAUUACAAAUUCAGUUUUAUUUUGAGUUCUUUAGCGUGCCAUGAAUAAAUGUAGGAAUUAUUUUUUAAAAUUUAGUUCUGCGACAGACCAAUUUACUUUAAAACAUUGGAGGCUAUAGAUCAAACAUUGUUUAACUGUUUCUAAUUAUUACUACUUAACUUUUAUUUCAUUAUUUAAUAUUUAGUUUUAACAUUUUUGACACUACAGGAAGAAUAAAAUAAUAUCCCAAAUUAUAAGUAAAUGCAUACAACUCAUAGUUUUUAAUCAUGUUGUAAUAAGUGUUUAGCAGUGUAUAUUCCCUAAUUUAUUUUACCCUUAAAACUCUUAAGCUCUAAAUGUGAGUUAGAUAAAAACUAUAUUGGAUUGAUAACUACUGUAACUGACAAGCCAUAAUGCCAGCAUAUAAAGGGUAUCAACAAUUUAUAUCAGGGAUCUCUAGAAGUUUACCAGUUACAUAAUUUAAGAGAUUUUACAGUACUUCACCUAUAGCUAUGUUAUUUAGACAAAAUGAACCUCUAUAUCAAAGGCUUCAUCUCACUGUCUUACCCACACCAAAUGAACAGUACCAGCACACUGAACAUCAGCAUAUAUUUCUAACUUGGUUGCUCUAUUUGGCAUAAAGCUUUACAAAUCUUGUAUUAUACUACUAAAACUUGAUGAUGCAAACAUUUUCAAAAUCUCAUUUAUGACAGAUAUUAUUUUCAUUUUAUUAUCAAAGUUUAAGGCUGAGAAUUAUCUUUAAUUAUAAAUUAAAUUCUUUUCUUUGCCUUGUCUCUGAAUUCCCAAAUCAUUGACAAAAGCUAUGCACUAGACAAGAGGCAGGUUUUUGUUAAUUUCAGUCUGUAACAUGGAUGUCACUAAGUCUGUCUAGCACUAGUAACAGAAAGCUUUGAGUUUUAAGUGCUAGAUUCUAUUUUAAAAUUGUGUUCCUUUUUUAGUCACCAGUUACAUGUUUUAUUUGAGAAUAAAAUAAGUCUAUA
Messenger RNA from Physella acuta, 2228 nucleotides. RefSeq names its product E3 ubiquitin-protein transferase MAEA. The record is from RefSeq and is a predicted model, not a curated record. Gene Ontology annotation, biological process: proteasome-mediated ubiquitin-dependent protein catabolic process. Gene Ontology annotation, cellular component: cytoplasm; nucleus; GID complex. Lineage: Eukaryota; Metazoa; Mollusca; Gastropoda; Physidae. Gene Ontology annotation, molecular function: ubiquitin protein ligase activity; protein binding.